AUGUUCUCCAACUUGACGACCAUCGUGCAAAAGGCUCAGCAGCUCAUCGAUCCGACCCAGGGGCUCAACCUCUCCGACUCCGACCGCAACCCGUCCAAGGCCUCGCUCUUCCAGAGCCAGUUCCGCCUCCCCGCCUCCCAGACGCCCCUGUACGAGAUCAACGCCGAGCUCACCAUCCCGCCCUCCAACGCGAGCCGCACCGGCAAGGACCACGACCGGGGAUGGCACUACGCCGGCAAGCUGCACCUCUCCGAGGCCUACAUGUGCUUCUCCACGACGCCGAGCAGCUUCGUCCCGUCGGCGAGCACCUCCCACUCCUCCGUCUUCACCGGCCAGACCCACGGCGCCGGCCCGAGCGGCAACGGCUUCACCUUUCCCCUCUGCGCCAUCCGGAGGGUCGAGAGGCUGAAUAGCCAGAAUUUCCAGUUCGCGCUCGCCAUCACGAGCUGGAACGGCCUCCUGGCCGACAAGCCCAAGGGCAAGGAAGGAGACGGCGACGGCAAGGAUGGCGUCCGAGAGCAGCGCAUCACCAUCCACCUCGCCGGCACCCGCCAGGCCUGCGAGCGCUUCUGCGACGGGCUCAAGCGAGGCCUGCGAGCGGGCGUCGGCAACGUCGGCAAGCUGCGCAAGGUCGUCGCCGAGUGCUACUCCGAGCACCUCCUGCGGUCCGAGGAGCGGAAGAACGCGAGCCCCCCCGACGCCGGGCUCGGCAUGAUCUUCCGAUACCCCGGCGACGCCAAGAAGCUCCGGGACCGAGCCAAGAUGCGCCUCUGGGCCGAGUACCUGCGGGACAACGGCCGGAACGUGACGCUCGCCCGCCAGCCGACCUUCCACAAGCUCAUCCGCGUCGGUCUCCCCAACCGGCUGCGCGGCGAGAUCUGGGAGCUCACCUCGGGCUCCAUCUACCUGCGGCUCGAGAAGCCGACGUCGUACGGCGACACGCUGGCCAGGUUCGAGGGCCAGGAGUCGCUCGCCAUCGACGAGAUCGAAAAGGACCUCAACCGGAGCCUGCCCGAGUACCCGGGCUUCCAGAGCGAGGAGGGCAUAGGCAGGCUCCGGCGCGUCCUCACCGCCUACAGCUGGGUCAACGCCGACGUCGGCUACUGCCAGGCCAUGAACAUCGUCGUCGCCGCCCUGCUCAUCUACAUGUCCGAGUCGCAAGCCUUCUUCCUCCUCUCCGUCCUGUGCGACCGGCUCGUGCCCGGCUACUACUCGACCACCAUGUACGGCACCCUCCUCGACCAGAAGGUGUUCGAGUCCCUCGUCGAGAGGACGAUGCCCGUGCUGUGGGACCAUCUCGUCCGGAGCGACAUCCAGCUGUCCGUCGUCUCCCUGCCCUGGUUCCUGUCCCUCUACGUCAACUCGAUGCCCCUCAUCUUCGCCUUCCGCGUCCUCGACGUCUUCUUCGUCGAGGGGCCCAAGGUCCUCUUCCAGGUCGGCCUCGCCAUCCUCCGCAUCAACGGGGAGGAGCUGCUCGACGCCGCCGACGACGGCGCCUUCAUCUCCGUCCUCAAGGCCUACUUCUCGCGCCUCGACGAGUCGGCCCACCCGAGGUCGGAGAACCCGAAGCUGCGGGCCGUCACGCGCUUCCAGGAGCUCAUGGUCGUCGCCUUCAAGGAGUUUUCCGCCAUCACCCACGGCUCCAUCACCGACCUGCGCCUGCAGAAGAAGGAUGCGGUCCUCAGCAACAUCGAGAACUUUGCCAAGAGGACGGCGAUCCGGAACCUCGGUCCCGACAGCAAGCUGCUCGCCGCCGACGAGCUGAGCGCCCUCUACGACCGCUUCUACAGCGUCCUGUACGAGCGCCAGCAGCGGGACCACGUGCUCAAGGAGGAGGAGCGGCGCAGGGCCAAGACCGGCCGCAUGCGCGCCUCCGACAUCUUCUCCGGAGCCUCCCAGGCCCAGGGCCAGGCCGUCGAGAAGGGACGUGUCGGGCUCGGGCCGAGCACGAACCUCAUGGACUACGACGCCUUCCGGGAGUUCCUCGCGAGCAUGUCGAGGUGGGCCAUCUCCGACUCGCCGGGCCAGACGAGGCGAGAGUCGGGCGCGGAACCGGACCGGCUCUCCAAGUUCCACAGCACCCGGCGGGCCGCCGAGACGCCGUCCCCGUGGGGCGCCGGGCCCGAGCCGGCCGAGCACGACUUCCUGCGACGGCUGUACAAGAGGUGGGACGUCGACGGCAACGACGCGCUGACGCUCCAGAACGUCGUCACCGGCCUCGCGGGCAUCAAGGGCAAGCACGACAUCAUGGGCACCAUCACCUACUUCUUCGAGCUCUACGACGACGACGACGACGGCAAGGUCGACCGGGAAGGCAUCCUGAGGAUAUCCGAGGCCCUGCUGUUCCUGUCCCGACGCGGACUCGAGGGCACGCUGAGCGCCGGCGCCUCGAGCACGGCGCUCAACGGGGACGCGCCCGGCGCGAACGAGUCCCAGGGCAGCCCCAACGCGGGCAUGACGAAGAACGAGCGAUUCCUCGGCAGCGUGAGCGCCUUCAUCCGACGUUGCUUCGAGUACGCCGACCCGGAUCACCCUCAGAACAAGCAGGCGACGGAAGAUGGCGCCGCGGCGGACGCGGGCGCCUUUGUCAUCGGGGACGAGGACGACGACGACGACGACGACGAUCUGAUCGGCCUCGACGACGCCCCUUCCGAUCCGACGCGGACGGCGACCGGCUCGACUCCGGUCUCGGGCGACGAGACGGUGACGGAAACGGACACGGAUGGCACCGGCGGCCCGACGCGCCGGGUAUCCCGCGUCAAGGCCGAGGCGGCCAACGCGGCGCUGGACCCGGCCAACCCGCUGCACAUCACGCUGCCGACGUUCAGAAUGGUCGUCUUGGCCGACGAGCUCCUCGAGCAGUUCUUCGAGUCCUCCUUCCCAGCCUCCUUCCACAUGAUUGACGGGGUGCAGAGCGCGACGCCGACGCCGUCGAGCUCGCUGACGACCUUUGCGAGCCUCGGCUUCGGCGCCAGGCCGCCGGCUCUGUCGCAGACGGUGCUGCCGGGCGCCGGACGCAGCCUGCGCGGCGUGCUGGACAACAUUGUCACGGACGGGAUGCGCGUGGCGACGGAGGUGCGGAGACGGAUGGAGGAGGCGCAGAAGGAGCUCGAGAAGAGCGCGAUGCCGAACCAGAGGCACGACGAGGACGACGAGGACGACGACGACAUUGGCGUCGCCGUCGGCGCGAGGAAAGGGCGCAGCCAGGACAUGGAGCGGCGGUCGGUCCAUAGCGCGGACCGCGACCUCCUCGACGGCCUCGACGCCGAGGCCGGGGCGCCGGCCAAGGACGAGGGAACGAACCUCAUCGACAUGGAUCCCCACUCGGGCAAGAGCCGAGCCGAGAGGCCGUCGACGACGGGCACGGCCGUGGUGGAGUUUGAGGGGUGA
This is a messenger RNA of Drechmeria coniospora, 3390 nucleotides long. RefSeq names its product GTPase activating protein. The transcript has 2 exons. Lineage: Eukaryota; Fungi; Ascomycota; Sordariomycetes; Hypocreales; Ophiocordycipitaceae. Bases 1 to 3390 code for a protein of 1129 amino acids. The record is from RefSeq and is a predicted model, not a curated record.